Molecule: messenger RNA, 7166 nt
Organism: Osmerus eperlanus (European smelt)
Lineage: Eukaryota; Metazoa; Chordata; Actinopteri; Osmeriformes; Osmeridae
Gene: znf512b
Product: zinc finger protein 512B
Exons: 18
Coding region: 927-3581 (884 amino acids)
Molecular function (GO): zinc ion binding
Source: RefSeq, a predicted model, not a curated record
GGCAGUAUCAUGCUCUGUAAAAAUGUGUUACCUGAAGCUGCCAUUAACGAAAUCAUAAUGGACCGAAUGUAACGUUAAGAUUUAAAUGAUUAGUAAGGUUGAUUUCAGGACUUCAGCCUAACCCUUUUCGUCAUGAACGAACGCCGUUACGUCGGAUGAGCCGCAUGAAACGGUUUUGUAUCAGGUUUAUUAGGCAGAAACCCUAAUAAUAUUUGCUCGAUAAAAAUAAUAAUAACGCGAGAGUUUGUAAGUUGCCUCAAGACUGUAGUUGCAACUGUCAAAGGUGGAGUGGAUACGCGCAUGACCCAACACACAUUACAGUAUUACUGUACACGGCUGCGAAGAUAAUAUCCGUAUAAAAAAAAAAACGAAAUAAUCCCGAGGUAAGGAACCAGACACGGCACGGAAAGCGACCGAGAUUGAAGGUUUCCGUUCCUUUUCCACCGGUUUGUUUCCUUUUACUCUAACCAACUCUCUUGCAGCUGUCGAAAUUUCUGCACUAAACAUAUUUUUGUGCCUCCCUUUAGCUCCAGCCAGCGCAAGGAUUUUUUUUACUCCUCCUUCGUAUUAAAGUCGCCAUUUUGCUUCACUGCCUAUAUAAAACCUUCUUGUAUUCUAAUAUUUUCUUCAAGGAGUCGGAGACAUGUCUGUUUUUACUGCCUAUUAUUGAUAUUUCUUGAGUCUAUAUCAAGACGAUUGAGCUUGAAGAAGUGUCUCGGGGUAUACGUGUUAAAACAGGAGAGGGGGCAACUGGAGGCUUGGAAUAAGUCUGACCGCACGCCACGGCAGAACGAACGGCAGGUGUGAUUGCCAUGUAACAUCGGUAAAGUCGCCUACCGCGCGAGGUGAAGCCUACUGCCUGACCCCCACGUGGGUGACCCAGGCCACCCGGCCGCUCGUGCAGGGUGACUCCCGAUAUUCAAGACAUGGAGACUCCUAGUGGCCCCAGACUAGGGAAGCUAACCACUGGGGGGUUGCCCAGGGGUCGCCCUCCUAAGCAGGCCCACCCCCAGGAGGCUGCCAGGACCACAGCAGGCCCGGAGAACAACAAACAUGGCCCGCUGUGUGGUGAGCGGGUGGAGGGGAAGAAGAAAGGGCGUCCUCGAGCAGAAGUGCAGGAGCUCAGGAGUAUCCCUUCCCACAUGAUGGUUCAGUGGAAGGAGGAGUUUAAGAGGCGUUCCAGGGUAAAGUGUCCGAGCUCAGGCUGCUGGUUAGAGUUCCCCAGCAUCUACGGCCUCAAGUACCACUACCAGCGCUGCCAGGGGGCUCCCCUAGCAGAGAAGCUGAGUCACGGCUGUCCAUACUGCGAGGCUGUGUUUGCCACCAAGGUCCGCCUGCAGAAGCACAAGCUGUGGAACCACCCAGAGAGAGUCACCACCGAAACCAAGUCAGAGUCCAAACUGCAGAAGAGUCCCAUCAAGGCCACCCCCAAGAAAAGGCCUUUGGAGAACAGCCCGCCCUCGCCAGUGUUCUUCAAAGUGAAGAAGACCCAUGAAAUGUCCUCUCCCUCCCAGAACGGGGAGGUGGCCCCCCAGAGAGCAGAGAGGAAACAGCACACACACACCUCACACACCUCGCACACCUUACACACCUCACACCCCUCGCACACCUCACACCCCUCGCACACCUCUCACACCUCACACACCUCUCAAACCUCACACCCCUCGCACACCUCUUAUACCUCACACACCUCACACACCUCUCAAACCUCACACACCUCACACACCUCACACACCUCACACUCCCAGCAGGCUGCACUGCAGUACCAGACGCAGCAGCAGCUGUCGUCUUCUGACUCCUCCCCCGUCACCCCCGGGGGCAGCGAGAGCGAGGGGGGCAGCCUGCCCCCCCCCUUCACUGACGAGGACCCUGAGAGGAUGAGGCACAGACGGAAGCAAAAAACCCCCAAGAAGUUCACUGGAGAGCAGCCUUCCAUCUCAGGAACAUUUGGAUUGAAAGGUAUGACCAAGGUGGAGGAGAAGCUAAAGGCAGGCCGUGUGAAGAGGGCAGAAGGAGGUCUUCACAGUGAGGAGGCCCAGAGGAAGCCCCCAGCCUCGGCCUCCAGGAGGGACACCGCCCCCCUCAGCUCUGGUCCUCCCCCAGAUGUCCAGUGGCACCAGGCCAUCUCAGAGCGUGGUCAGGUGGUCUGUCCCACCUGCUCCAUCGUCACCAGGAAGACGGUGCCUGGACUCAAGAAGCACAUGGAGAUCUGCCAGAAGCUCCAAGACGCCCUGAAGUGCCAACAGUGCCAGAAACAGUUCAGGUCCAAGGCCGGUCUCAACUACCACAUGAUGGCUGAACACAGCACCAAGCCCUCGGGGAGUGAAGGCCAGACGGGGGACGAGCAGGAGGAGAGAGAGAGGCUGCGCAGAGUGCUCAAACAGAUGGGUCGAAUCAAGUGUUCUAGUGAGGGAUGCUCGGCCCACUUCUCCAGCCUGAUGGGCUACCAGUACCACCAGAAGCGCUGUGGCAGGGAGCUGUCUGAGGAGGACAAGCCUGUGUUCCUGUGUCAGCACUGUGGCAAGACCUACCGCUCCAAGGCAGGCAGGGACUACCAUCUCCGCACCGAACACCCUCCAACCACAGCCACCACCAGCGCCACCCCUCCCACGGCCACGCCCACCACCAACAACAACGCCACCUCCAACAGCACAGGCAGAGACAGGGUAAGCCCAGAGGAAGCUCCGCUGGCGGGAAGAAGAGAGCCGAGCCAGACGGAGAGGAGGGAGGAAUGGCCACAGAGGCCUGCUGGGCGAGGGAAGGAGCGAGACAGGGAGGUCAGGGAGAGGGAGAGGGGAAGAGAAAGGGAAGGUGAGGGUCUCGGGGAGGACUUUGAGCGGACCCCCAGUGGCAGGGUGCGCCGGCGGUCUGCCCAGGUAGCAGUGUUCCACCUCCAGGAGAUAGCAGAGGACGAGCUGGCCAAGGACUGGGGAACCAAGCGUCGCAUCAAAGAUGACCUGGUACCAGACAGCAAGAGGCUGAACUACACACGUCCUGGCCUUCCCAACUUCAGUCCCAAGCUGCUGGAGGACUGGAAGAAUGAAGUCAAGGAGAAGGGCUUCAUAUGCUGCACCAACGGAAGCUGUGAAGCUGUCUACUCCAGUGUGUCUGGACUAAAAGCCCACUUAGCAAACUGUAACAAGGGAGGGGGCGAUGUGGGGAAGUACACCUGUUUGAUCUGCCAGAAGGAGUUCAGCUCAGAGAGUGGUGUCAAGUAUCACAUCAGCAAGACACACUCACAGAACUGGUUCCGGGCUGCAAGUCACAUGGUCAUCACAAAUAAGGCCAAAACUCCAGAGAGCAAUGGAAUCAAGAUGGAGGUGAAGAACGGAGCCACCGCCGGCAAGAAGAGAGGCCGCAAGCCCAAAGAGCGCCCCCCUGAGGCAGCUGCUGUUCAAACAAAGACUCCCCCCAGCACCACCCAAAACUCAACAUCUACCCUCACUCAUGCCUCCACCCCAACACCGACCCCCACUCAGACCCUGGCCUCCACAGACAAGGGGAGCCCCACACUGAACAGACACCCCAACCCGCCUGCCACUAGGCGGGGUAAACCCAAGAAGGUGACCCCUUCAGAGUAGCUUGGCUCCCAGUGAACCAGGGGCCCGGAAUCUAUCAGCAUUGCUCCAGUAAGCUCAAAGACAUUACAUACUGUAAGACACAAGGAUUGGGGACAGAGAAGGAAACUAAAACCACCCUAAACAAGCUAACUAAUAAGUUAAUGUGUUACAUUUCACUCUGAUCUUUGCGUUUAAACCCUGUAUGGUUUCUGUGUCUACUGGCAUAUCCGGACAUUCAACAGUAUUCAUUAUUUCUCUUCAUUCCAUUGUUAAGGUUAAUUUGUUUUCCUCUACUCAUGUCUGGGGUUAGUUGUAAUCAAAGUUAAAAUCCUGAUUUCUAUAUGAAUAGCAUAUUUGAAGCAAAAGUAGUAUUUCAAUUGACUUUAGCGUAAUUCUCUCUACAUGUAUGUAGGUUCAUGUUGUGUUUGAGAGGUUUUACAAGGAUAUUCUAUUAGCAUGGUGAGGUCAUUUACUGCUAGUGUUUUUUCCACGGAUAUAAUGUACUGUGUAUAUAUACAAUAUCUAUAUCUAUAUCUCUAUCUCUAUAUAUAAAUAUAAUCAAAGUUAUUUCCAAGACAGGAAAGUCUAACUGAAUCCUGACUCAUUUGCAAUGUGUUUUUCCUCAUUGUUAUUUUUCAUUGUGGCAGCUGGAAGUUUAAGUAGAAACCCUUUAACAAACAGCCUGCCACUGUGCAAUAUGAUGUUGUUUUUCUAUCUUUGUUGGCCUUAUUUUUUCUUUGCCUUUCUGUUAACAGACAAACUUUAACAUAGUGUGGUACUUCAAAGGCUUUUCUGUGCAUUGUGCCCUGGAUUUAUAGCUAAAAUGUUUGAAACUUUGGCUGAAACUAGGAUUUUGUUUUUUAUAUUAUCAUUUUCACUGAAAUCUCUUGGGAGCAUCUUAACAUGAUUGUGUGAGACUUCAUCCAAUUUCACAUUGGUGAUUAUUCACAAGGCACAAGAUGUACACUUAGGGUUGUUUAACGUGUGUCAAUAGAAUAUCCACAAAAUAAGUGUAUGUAUGCUAGCACAUUACCCAGAAUGGCACUAGUACACAUGGAAAAAAGUUCCAAUCCCUUAUUCUACAUUAACUGCUUAUUUCUGUCUUUGGAAUAGCACUGUAAUGACUAAAUAAUGAAUAUGUAGUGGAGAGGGGGGUGUGCAGCACAAUCAACUAAGUUACCACAAUUUUGAACUCAAGGUUGAAGUGAAGCGUGAAAAAGUCAAAGAUGCUUUUGCUUGAAAGAGUUGAUAAAAUAGAGCAAAUGUCUUUUAUAGAAAGUUUAAGGAUGAUAAUCUUUUAACAAAAAAAAACAAAGCUAAUGAAGAUUUAGAUGUUAUUACGUGUAUUGACCUACACCUGGUCGUUAAAAUGCUAAUGUCUUGCACUUUAAACCCAAACCUCUUGCCAGUCCCCUUAUGUCCUUUUGCACUUAACAAGCACUGCUAAUCUUUCACCCCUACCUUACAUUCAGUGGCCCCUUGGUGUAGAUUUAGGAUCAGUGUGUCCAAGCAUAACCUUCAGCCUGGGGGGUCAUAACCCCUGAACUGAAAACAGCAGCAGUGUCUCCAGAAAUCCAGAAAUAAGCAUUGAGGUUUCUAUGUCCCAUUUUCAAACCAAGGCCUGUGUUGAAUCUGGAACAGAUAGGACCACCUCACUCAAUACACUAAGCCAUAAUGGUCCUUAGAAAUGCAACACAUCGGAGGCUGUUGGACUCAUCUUUACUAGUUUAGAUUAAAGAAAAUAGAAAAAUGUAGUUUAAUUUAUGAUAAAAAGCUAUUGUGUGCAAUCAGCGAAUUCAUAUUUUAGCUAUGGUACAUUCUCAAAGUAGAUACUUGAAUCCACCAACAAAUUCUUAUAGUAAUAAUUUGAUCAAAGGAUAAAUUCCAUACAAUAUUUGAUUUAUAUUUGCAAUGUAUAUCCAUGAAUCAAAAAAUCUCCUGGCUGAAAAUGACAGAUCAGAUCUAUUUUAUAAUCUCUUGUGUAUAUUACCUAGUUAAAGCUUUGAAUGUGUACAUAGAUGUGACUUGAGAAGAGAAUUAAGUAUGUUAGAAUAUGAAGGGUGCUUUACCUCCUUCUCUACCUUAAAGACUGCUGAAGAGAGAGAUCAUGCUGUUCAGUUUGUCCUCCGGGUCCUCUGGCCUCAGCCUCCUUCCAGACAGGCCCUAUCAUGAACAAAGGGGCCUUAUUCUCUGUCAUUCCAAUCAGAUGUACGUGUCACCAUUUUCCACAGGAUGCAUCCACAUAGUCAGGAAUCAUUCAGAUUGAACUCUGUUUAAGAUUAAUUGAGGGAGGGGGCUCAGAGUGCUAUUGGCUCUCUGUUAUGAUGACAUCUCUCUUUCUGUCUCUUGCUACCAUUGUGGGAAAGCCUUGUGUUCCUUGUGUCCAGGUUGGAUGGCUGGUCUACAAACAAUAGAUGAGUGCUAACUGGUACUUUGAGCUUCUCAGUAUUAGUUCUCCUUGUGAGCUCUGGGCUAGAGAUGGAGGUUGGAAGAUUAAGCACCUUGAUAAAGGCUGGAUAUCAAGAACAGUAAGAGAUCCUAGUCAAGUGUUGAAUUUAGCACAGUUUGAAUUCAUGAGUUGCUUGUCACUUGUUUGAUCGGUUUGUCAUAUUGAACGUUGUUUAUCCAGCAAGCUUUGGUGUUGCAAUAGGAUAGUUUAGCACUGCUUACCAUGGUGAAUGUUUCAUAUUUGAUCUUGCCCUUUACUAUCUGUCUUCCUAGAUCAUGUGGAAAACACAUAUCCUGCAGUACCAGCUAACUGCACCAAUAUGUUUAGAAUACAGCAAUACACCAUAAUUUGUUGGUUUUGUUGGCUUGCUAAUGUUUCAAUAUAGAGUUAUUUCUAAAUUUAACAGCACUUUUUCACACCCCAUACCUUUGUUUGCUUUGAUAAUGUUUUUUUCUGAAAUCAAAAAAGUACAAAAACAUUAGAUUUGUAGUCCAUAAACAAUAGGUCAUGUGUUGACACUGUUGUUUUAACAAUUUUGAUGAUGCACAUUAAUAUUAAUUGAGAUUUUCAGAAUACGUGGACAAACAAAUCGAGAGUGUCCUUUAAUAUCUACUCAACAUGGGACUGGGAAGUGUGUGUGUGUGUGUGUUUCUGUAUUUAGUGCACUUACUAUCCCAUGAAAUAGGCUUGAAUUAGGAGUGUUGUUGGAGCUUUCUAGUGACCUGGGCUGUGUGUGGUGUGACUUUUGUACCUGGGGAGUCCAUAGGCAGAUGUGUCUUCCCUUUUUCAGCAAUGUUCCUUCCCCUUCUGAAGGUCUGUGUUCUGGAUUUCAACGGGCUUCUGAUGUCUCUUAUUUUGAAAAUGUACUGUUUUGCAAUACAAUAUAAUCAGAUUUUUAUGUCACCUAAAAUGAACUGUAAAAUGAGACCCUCCCAUUCAAUAGAAAUGUGGGUUAAACUGUUAGUAUAUGGAAACUAGGAAGAAAAUAGAGUAAGAACCUAGGUGACAUAAUGUCUGGGCUGAGGUGACAUGAAGCUAUUUAUCUAAGAAGGGAGGCGUCACUCCUCUGAUUCUGAACUGUUACAAUUUUUCCAAAUUGUUGUAUUACCUGUGCAUUAUUAUCCCUCAACUAAUGAAUUAAAAUGUUGUUGACUAAG